Ostertagia ostertagi is the source of this 834-nucleotide messenger RNA. NCBI's taxonomy places the organism in Eukaryota, Metazoa, Nematoda, Chromadorea, Rhabditida, Trichostrongylidae. The record is from the annotation of a GenBank genome assembly.
AUGUUUAGUCGAUUAUCAAGUCGUUUGGCUGUUCCUAUUGCUGGCAAAGUUCCAAAACGUGUCUCGGCUGACGAGGCAGUAUCAUGUAUCACUUCCGGUAACGACAUCUACGUUCACCCGCAUGCAUCUACCCCUACCGAGCUGCUUGACGCGUUAUGCCGACAUGUGAAACGUAACAACCUCUCCCGAAUACGACCUGCACAUAUCAUCCUACAGGGACGGAUUCCUUGGACAGACAGCGAGUACUGGGGGAAGAUUCGUUCGAAUUGUCUUUUCAUUUGUGGAAAUCUGCGACGGCUUGUAAACGAAGGGAAUGCCGACUACGUUCCCGUCUUUUUGUCAGAUAUCCCUCGGAUGUACCACACUGGUGUUUUCUCAGCGGAUGUCGCGCUCAUCUCAAUCACCCCACCAGAUAGUCGCGGGUUUUCAAGCAUGGGUGUGGAUAUUGAUUGCUCCAGAACAGCGACAAGUUGUGCAAAGAAAAUCAUAGCUCUCGUCAACCCGUCAAUGCCAAGAACCUAUGGCGAUACAGUGAUUCACAUCUCGCAGAUUGACUCGUUGGUCGAAGUGAACGAUCGUGAAAUCUAUGCGAAACCUGAUCGAGGGAAACCAAACGAGGUCGAGCAAGCGAUCGGGAAGCUUAUUGCUGAGCACCUCGUUGAGAACGAAGCUACUCUGCAGUUGGGUAUUGGAGCGAUACCUGACUCAACAUUGGCUGCUAUGAGAAAUCACAAAGAUCUUGGAAUCCAUACCGAAGCAGUCAGCGACGGAGUACUGGAACUUAUAGAUGCUGGAGUAAUAACAAACGUCAAAAAAUCAGUGAUGCCUGGGAAG